AUGGAUUCUGAGGCCACGAGACCGACGGAUAAGUCUGGAAAAAGUCGGUUUGUCGUUCCACUUGUCGGUGUCGGAGCUCAGGAGACAGGCCAGUGGACGUCGAUACAUGCACACAUACAUGGACAGACAUAUUUCAAGUGGUCAAGCCCACAUUCAUCACUCUCGCAUGGCCAACAAUCUCGUCCAGCCGGCUCACUCACUCAGCCACACACUCGCAUCCCGGCCCGAGAGGUACGCGGUUGCACAAUUGAUUCGAGGCUGAUACUCUCACGAAGUGGGCUUCUCGUCCAGACAUGGGACCCCCUCGGGGGAGGAUUGAGGCGACGCCGUCGCGAUGACGACCCACUCGGACAGUUUCCCACGACGUGUACUACUGGAACGACCAGCCCCACCACCGUCGUCACCAACACUGGUCCUGCAGCCGCGGCGGACAGGAUGGUUGUGCUUGUGGUGGAGGCAGGUGCCCGCACUUUGACUUCACUUCCACAUUAUCACUUCUCUCACGUCUUGUUUUUUCCACUCUCCCCUUCAACCGCCUAA
Messenger RNA from Protopolystoma xenopodis, 540 nucleotides. NCBI's taxonomy places the organism in Eukaryota, Metazoa, Platyhelminthes, Monogenea, Polystomatidea, Polystomatidae. The record is from the annotation of a GenBank genome assembly.